AUGACUGGACGGCAUUAUCAAAGGCGUCUCGCACCGAAGGAGGAACUGCCGCCCAUACCGGAUGAUCAUCGCCCUGCCGAGCAGAACAAACGAAAACGAGCCUCAUUAGCCUGCCUGGAGUGCCAACGAGACUGUGGCCCUGGUCGUCCAUGCGAACCCUGUCUGCUCAAUCGACGGGAAUGUAUCUACGAUGAAUGCAACGACAAACGCCGCAAGAUCUCCGCCGAGGCGACGGAGCGGAACCUGAAGUUUUAUCGCAGCGCCCUGGAGAAUCUGCUGCGCGCCAUCCAGCUCGGCACCGAGUCGGACGUGGCCCACAUGAUCACUGACAUCCGCAAGGGCGCCUCGCUAUCGGAAAUAACUCGCAUCGCGGUCGAUUGUUUGAAUGAUAUACCCGCGACGGUGCCGGAUCCAGGGGAACAACAGGACUCGGUCGCGAACCCUCGAUGA
This is a messenger RNA of Aspergillus nomiae NRRL 13137, 450 nucleotides long. RefSeq lists its product as uncharacterized. The record is from RefSeq and is a predicted model, not a curated record. Bases 1 to 450 code for a protein of 149 amino acids. NCBI's taxonomy places the organism in Eukaryota, Fungi, Ascomycota, Eurotiomycetes, Eurotiales, Aspergillaceae. The transcript has 2 exons.